AUUCUACGCACUGCGCACAGAAAAUCAGAUAAUACUGUAAUAGAUAUUCAUUAUUAUUACAAUUCAAUUAUCUUUGUGUUUAUACUUUAUCCCUCUAUUCUCUGUGUUAAAUGACCCGAGUUUUCCAAUUUCACGUUCGGCCAUUUCUUCUCGUUGUGAUUCACUUAUGACAUAUAAUCACGUUUUCCGUGUUCCAGCUGGAAAACCAUAUUUUUUGUUUUUUGUUUAAUUGUUUGUCCGAGUGAAUUGUCUGCGCUACGAUACGACAAAAUGGCGGGUCGAGGUUUCUUGAAGGAGCGUAUAGCUCAAAUGCAAAAACAAAAUGAAGCUAGAUUAAGAGAAGCUUCUAAUAUUCCUCCCAUACACGUGCCUCCAGUGGAACCUAUAAUUCCAAUAGCAUCACCUCAAGUUUCUUUAUAUCAAUCUACAGAACCUCAAACACCGCCUACAGUACAACCUGCAGAGCUUCGAACACCAAUAAUACAAUCUUCAGAGUCUCGAGCACCUAUAAUACCUGCAGAGCCUCAAGCACCAAUAAUUAAACCUGUAGUGCAACCGGCAGAGCCCCAGUCAUCUGUAAUACAAUCGCCAUCUGUUGUAAAUCCUGCCAUCCGUGGACGACGGGCUUUAUUAGCUCGCCUAAGACCAGAAUCUUCAAUAAUUCAGCGCCCAGAUAAACCAGAAACAAUAGUUUCAGGCCUUGCAGCAGUCAAAAUACAGUCUGAAGAUCCAAAAGAGAUAAACUCUGAAACUCCAAUAGUAGCCCCUCAGCCAGAGCCUGAAGCCCAGCAUGUGGAACAACCAUCUGUAAUUAACCCUCCUGUAAUAUGCCGAGUUGUGCCAAAUAAAGAGAAGCCGACAGAUACUUUUAAAAUGUUACAAUUGUCAUCAAACUAUAUUGGCAUUGAACUUGAGCAGAACAAAGGCGUUUUUGAAUAUAGGGUAGAUUACAACCCGCCAGUGGAUGUAAAACCUGCCAGGUUCAUGUUGCUUAACCAACACAGAAAUAUUUUACCGGUUAAGACAUUUGACGGCACGUCUUUGUAUAUUCCGUCGAGAUUACCAGAUGAUGAAACUUUACUUAUAAGCGAGUUAAAUGAUAAAAGUAAAGUAAAUCUCAAAAUAAUAUAUCGGCGUCAAACUUUACUACGAGAUUGCAUACAUUUUUAUAAUGUUUUUCUUCGCCAAAUUAUGAAAUCGUUGGAUUUGAUCGAGUUUGGAAGAAAUAUGUAUGAUCCUGUCAGGAGGGUAGCUAUUCCAGAAUAUAAUUUAGAAGUAUGGCCUGGAUAUAUAACUGCAAUUGACGAAUUUGAAAAUGGACUGUUUAUGUGCUGUGAUGUGUCGCAUCGAAUUUUGCGCACACAGUCAACUCUAGAAGUUAUGAUGGAAAUUUUAAACAAAGCCAAACGUGAAGGUGGUAGAGACGGUCAAUCGGAUAUAAAGGCAAUAUUACUAGGAACAACUGUUAUAACACACUAUAACCGAAAAACUUACAGAGUUGAUGACAUAGAUUUUACUAUGUCGCCAAUGUCGACAUUUGAAAAAAAUGGACAAAAUAUUUCUUUUAUUGAUUAUUAUAAACAAGUAUAUAAUAUAAAUAUAAAAAGUGCAAAACAGCCCAUGUUAAUUUCAAAACUUAAAAAGAAAGAUAUGGUGAAAGGCACGGUGGAAAAUGAUACAAUAUGUUUGGUUCCCGAACUAUGUAAUAUGACAGGAUUGACAGAAGCAAUGAAGGCCGAUUUUAGAUUAAUGAAGGAGAUUCAGCGACACGUUUCAAUAACUCCCGACGUACGGCAGGCAGCCUUAGUAAAUUUUGUUAAACGUGUAAAUGAACACGAAGCCGCAAGCAAAAAAUUAAAAGAUUGGGGACUCAAAUUCAGUUCGGCUCCAGUAAAAAUGCAUGGACCUGUAUACAAUAAAGAAGUUAUCAUAUUGGGAAAUAACAUUAAAAAACCUAUCAAAGAUAAUAUGGAUUGGGGAAACGACGUAGCAAAGAAUGCAAUGUUCUCAAUAGUUAACAUGAAUUCAUGGGCCAUUUUGUAUAUUCAAAAAGAAGAACAAGUGACGUAUUCAUUUUGUAAUAAAUUAAUUUCAAGCGGUCGAAUUUUGGGAAUGAAUAUCGAAGUACCAAAUAAAAUAAAAGUGUCAGGCAACAAUCCUGAACAUUUUAUUACAGCGAUACAAAACGUCACGUCUAACAUAAAAAAUUUGCAAAUGGUCGUCAUAAUAUUUCCAAACCAGCGAGAAGAUCGUUACAACGCUGUCAAAAAGAUAUGUUGUGCUGACUUGGGAAUACCUUCGCAGGUUAUUGUUUCAAGAACAAUUUCAAAACCAGACAAGUUGGCUUCAAUUACUCAAAAAAUAGCCCUACAAAUUAAUUGUAAAUUGGGAGGAGCGUGUUGGGCAAUAAACAUCCCAUUGAAAUCUACUAUGAUAGUCGGAAUAGACGUAUACCAUGAAAAAAGUAAGCAGGCAAGUAGCGUUGUUGGGUUCGUUGCAUCAAUGGACAAGCUGUUCACAGAAUGGCAAGCAGUCGCAUCCAUUCAAAAAAGUACCCACCAAGAGCUUAUAAGGGCUAUACACGAGGCGUUCCAUAAAGUACUACAAAAAUGGAAAGCUAAAAACGGUGAACUACCGCAAAGAAUAAUAAUAUACAGAGAUGGUGUAUCGGAUGGCGAUUUAAAACAGGUUCAAGAAAUGGAAAUACGAGACUUGGAAGCUGACUUUAAAGAAUACCCGGGUGGCUAUUUUCCUAAAAUAACAUUUAUUGUUGUUCAAAAACGAAUAAAUAGCAGAGUGUUCCAGUUUAUGGGUGAAAAUAAAUAUGUAAAUCCACCACCGGGAACAAUUAUAGACAAUACUGUGACGAGAAGAAAUUAUUUUGACUUUUUCCUCGUAUCUCAGCAUGUGCGCCAGGGCACUGUUAACCCAACACAUUAUAUUGUGUUGCAAAAUGGCUGUACUAUAAGCACUGAAAACGUUCAAAGAUUGUCAUACAAACUAUGUCACAUGUAUUAUAACUGGUGCGGUACUAUAAAAGUUCCAGCUCCUGUUCAGUACGCGCACAAGUUAGCCUAUCUUGUAGGCCAAAAUAUAAGACAACAGCCAAACGAACAGUUGUGCGAAACAUUGUUUUUCUUGUAAAAGCUUGUUAUUUUUUAUGUCUACAAAUAGUUUUUGUAUGUAUACCAUUAUUAUUUAUUUAUUUUUUUGUUUGGGUUAUUUUUUUAUUUUGUAUACUAUCUACGAAUUAACUAUUGAAUUAAAGCUUUACAAGUUUAUCUCUAUACAGGGUAAUAAGUUAACUAUAGUGAACUGAUUCAUUAUAAAUUGUUAUUUUACACAUAAGACUGUUCUACCUACUGUAAUUUUUUU
This is a messenger RNA of Adelges cooleyi (spruce gall adelgid), 3375 nucleotides long. Its product is annotated as piwi-like protein Ago3. Gene Ontology annotation, cellular component: P granule. Bases 271 to 3144 code for a protein of 957 amino acids. Gene Ontology annotation, molecular function: piRNA binding; protein binding. Lineage: Eukaryota; Metazoa; Arthropoda; Insecta; Hemiptera; Adelgidae. Gene Ontology annotation, biological process: regulatory ncRNA-mediated gene silencing. The record is from RefSeq and is a predicted model, not a curated record. The transcript has 18 exons.